AUGGAAGUUGAAUAUGUUUUUGAAGAAGAUACAAAUGAGGCAAGCAAAAUACAUUUUCAUUUUUCAAGAGAAUUUUGCACGCAGUUUGGCAUUUUGUUCGUUGCAAAUUUAUUAAUUUUCAUCAGUGGAACUCACAUAGGAUGGAUUGGACCAACAAUUCUCAAAUUAUCAUCAAACAGUUCAGAAAUACCGUUAACAUCAUCUGAAAUAUCAUGGUUAACUGCAAUGUUACCACUUGGUGGAGGAAUUGGUCCAAUAUUUGGUGCAGUAUUAGCGAAUGGAGUUGGCCGUAAAAACGCAAUUUUAUUAACAACUAUCCCCGAAAUCGCCUCCUGGAUUGUAAUCGCUAAUGCCAAAAAUAUAUAUAAUUUAUGCAUAGCACAAUUUAUAAAGGGAUUAAUUGGAGGUUUUGCAAUGGCAGCUGUACCAAUGUAUCUUGGUGAAGUAUCUUCUCCUCAAUUUCGUGGAAUUAAUGGAAUGCUUUUUCAAUUACACUAUACAUUUGGGGCAAUAUUCGAAGUUGUACUUGUUCCAUUUGUUUCUAUAGCCGUCAAUGCAUGGAUUGCUUCAAUAAUACCCUUUCUUUUACUAAUAAUAUUCAUUUGGAUGCCAGAGUCCCCGUAUUACUUUUUGAUUAAAAAUCAAACAGAAAAUGCAAGAAAAUCUUUACAAAUAUUAAGACAAACUGAUCAUGUUGAUCAAGAAUUAGAACACCUAAAACAAGUUGUUGGGGAAGAACAAAAUGAAGUACAAAAAUUUUCGGAAAUAUUUCGAGUCAGAAAUAAUCGGAUUAGUUUCUUUCUAUGCUUCGGAAUAAUAUCAACCCAACUUUUAACGGGUAUGAAUGUUAUAUUCCUCUACUCUCAAGUUAUAUUAGAUAAAUCAAGCUCACCAAUUGAGCCUCACAUUUGUGGAAUUAUAAUUUCAGUUGUGGGUUUUAUUUGUGUUAUUUCCAGUUUUCUUACAAUUGAUUCAUUGGGUCGAAGACCUUUAUUGUUAUUUGGCACAUUUGGAACAAUGAUUCCAUGUUUCUUAAUAGGCUUGUAUUUUCAUUUAGAUUCUAUUAAUUACGAACAUAUUAGUUCGAUAAAAUUUGUACCAUUCCUUGCAUUAAUCGUACAUCAUAUAACUGUUGUUCCAGGAAUUACUACAGUUCCAUAUUUAUAUUUAAGUGAAAUGCUAUCCACAAGCAUUAAAGGAUUUGCUUCGUUGAUCAUUUGCUGCUACGCAUCUAUUGGUCAUAGCAUUUUCAGUAAAUUUUAUGUAAAUUUAUGUGACUUUAUUGGAAUGCAUAAUGUAUUUUAUUUGCUGGUAUUUGGAUGUUUUAUAAGCGGAAUUGGAACAUACUUUUUUGUGCCAGAAACAAAAGGAAAAAGUUUAGACGAAAUUCAAAAAUAUUUAAAAUCUUAUAACCUUAAACAGCAUUGCUAA
Messenger RNA from Chrysoperla carnea, 1431 nucleotides. RefSeq names its product facilitated trehalose transporter Tret1-like. Gene Ontology annotation, biological process: transmembrane transport. The coding region runs from base 1 to 1431 and encodes 476 amino acids. Lineage: Eukaryota; Metazoa; Arthropoda; Insecta; Neuroptera; Chrysopidae. Gene Ontology annotation, molecular function: transmembrane transporter activity. Gene Ontology annotation, cellular component: membrane. The record is from RefSeq and is a predicted model, not a curated record. The transcript has 2 exons.